This is a messenger RNA of Colletotrichum destructivum, 255 nucleotides long. RefSeq lists its product as uncharacterized. Lineage: Eukaryota; Fungi; Ascomycota; Sordariomycetes; Glomerellales; Glomerellaceae. Bases 1 to 255 code for a protein of 84 amino acids. The transcript is spliced from 2 exons. The record is from RefSeq and is a predicted model, not a curated record.
AUGACGACUUCGGGACCGGACCGGAGCAGGCAUCUCUGCUCGGUACAACAACACCGAGUGCGCAUCAGCCGUCGGGAAGGCACAUUUGCGCGGCGGGGGCAAUCCAUUUGUCCAAUGACUAAUGGCCUCAUCUGGAAGGACGUUCCGUACGACUGCAUUGGCGACAUGACGGCGUUUUCCCUCUCUUCUCACCCCCUCUCAAUCCUUCCUCGGCGACCCAAUCUUACACAACUACCCAAUUUUCGCGACACAUAG